This is a messenger RNA of Brettanomyces nanus, 4542 nucleotides long. RefSeq lists its product as uncharacterized. Gene Ontology annotation, biological process: protein phosphorylation. Bases 1 to 4542 code for a protein of 1513 amino acids. Gene Ontology annotation, molecular function: protein kinase activity; ATP binding. The record is from RefSeq and is a predicted model, not a curated record. NCBI's taxonomy places the organism in Eukaryota, Fungi, Ascomycota, Pichiomycetes, Pichiales, Pichiaceae. The transcript has 4 exons.
AUGCUACCUCUUCUUUCUUACGCACUGCCUGAAAAUAUAUUGCAUGCAAAGGUGAUGCCGCCUGGUACUGCAGAGCAUCUAUUACAAAUAUUCAGAGAACCUGAUGAACCCGACAAUGAGUUUCUUGAUGAAGUUGAUGUCGAUAGUAUCGCUGAUCAAUUACAGAGAUCACAUAUAAGUAAGAGCCAAAGUAAGAGCCAAAGUAAGAGCCAAAGUAAGAGCCACAAAGAGAGCCAAAGUAAGAGCCACAAAGAGAGCCACAAAGAGAGUCGCAAAGAGAGUCGCAAAGAGAGCCACAAAGAGAGCUCAAAGAAAAGCGAAAGAGCUAUUUCUGUUGGUAGUGCUUCUUCUUAUCGAACUACUCCAUCGAGUGGUCGAAAUUGGACUGUCAAAGUGGCCAAUAAAAUCUCAGAUCUCAGCGUAUCAGAGUUUGAGCAAUUUGAGAAAGUUAGCGUCCUAGGAAAAGGUGCCUUUGGACAGGUUUAUAAGGUUAUUCAUAUACCAUCAGGUCGAGUUUUCGCCAUGAAGACAAUCGGCUUCAUAUCUAGUGACGAAGACGUGGACACGAUCCUCAAGGAGAUUCUUAUUAUGAAAAAUCUUGAUCAUCCUAACGUGAUUCAUCUUUAUCAUUAUCAUUUGGAUCACAAAGAAUUGAAUCUUAUCAUUGAAUAUUGUUCAGGAGGUUCUUUGCGUAAACUUGUGAGAAAUAAAGGAGGCCUGAGCGAACUACAAGUAGUCCAAUAUACUCGGCAGAUUCUUGAAGGUUUAAGUUAUCUUCAUUCGAAUGGAAUCGUUCAUAGAGAUAUCAAAGCUGCCAAUAUCUUGGUGGAUAAUGGUACCAUCAGGCUUAUUGAUUUUGGUGUCAGUCUUAAUCUGAACGAGGACGAUGAGGAAACUAAGAAAGAGCCCAAUGGUUCUGUUUAUUGGAUGGCUCCAGAGGUAAUAAAGCUGAGGGGGGCAUCGAUGUCGUCUGAUAUUUGGAGUUUGGGAGCUACCGUAAUCGAGUUACUUACAGGCGAGCCACCAUUUUCUCAAUACGAUCCAUUACCUGCUUGUCACGCCAUAGGAGUCGGAGAGCCAAUCGAAUAUCCCGAUUUCAUAUCUUCUAACUGUCGAUCCUUUUUGGAAAACAGCUGUCUUGUUGAGAAACCAGAUAUGCGACUUACAGCUGAGGAGUUGAAAAGCCAUCCCUGGAUACUAAACAAUGAAUCUUCAACCCAUUCUAGAAACCAUAAACUUGAUAAAUAUAAGGAAGAUUUAGAAGAUUUUGAAGACUACGAAGAUGAAUUUGAUACUGCUACUCUCGAUUACUUGAAAACAGCUAAGGAGCGGAAAGUGAAAAUGUACAGAGAGACUUCUGGCAAUUUUGCCGAUGGAUUUGACUUAGCUGGUACUGAUGAUACAGUAUUCACUGGUAACAGUCGUAUGUUCAAUUCUUCGAAAACACAGUUGAAUAUAGCCGACAGGUUGGCAGAGUCCAACCUUGAGGACCUACGGCGGGUUCAGAAUUUUGACGAUCCAUUGCUCGUCAGCAAGCUAGUGGAGGGUAACUUUGUCAUUAAUUUUGUGUUUUCUCUUAAUGAAAGAAAAUGUCCCGAUGCUGUGAAGUUGGAGAUGAUUAGGAUAGCUACUAACUUAUUUGAGAAACAUCCUGCCAGUCUUGACGAGUUUUGCUAUAGUGGAUGCAUUCCAUUGCUGCUAAAACUGUAUACAGAGGAUUCGCAAUUGGUAUAUCAACUGGUGAGAUUACUUGGUAACUCCAAGACUGGUAUUCAAAGUUUAGUAUCAUGCGGAGGUCAUCAGUUUGUGGUGGAAUUACUAAAAUCGGAGCAUGCAGAUCAACAGAUGCUUGCUGCUCAUUUAAUAUUUGAGAUGUUUCGACAUGAGAAAACACGCAAGGACCAGCUUGCAGCAGCCCUGAUAGCCAACUCUGCACCACAAAUGCUUUCCUCUAUAUUAGCAAGCUUUGUUAGUAAUCGCAACGAACAGGCGACCAAUGAUAUUAUUAGUGAUACGAACUAUAUCUACGAGUACUCUUCGCCUACUUAUCGUAAGAUGUUUCUAAAUCUUCGCUUCUACAGGAACAUAUUCCGUACUUUCCACGGUCUCCCAAUGACGUCUCGAUUCAAAGUUAUCAGACUGCUAGUUAAUGAUGAUAAUUACCGAACGAUUAUUGGUUCCUUAGACGGAAUCCCAACCAUUAUUCAAUCGCUAGUUCAUGAUCUCAUUACCAACGACAACGAAAGCUUCGGCCCAUACAGUCUCUUGGUGAGGUAUGGAAUAGAGUUUAUUGAUACAGCCUGCACAUUGAAGAAAGAAAACCAGAACGAUUUGCUUGAUUUUGGAGGUAUUCAGUUCUUCUAUCACCUAAUUUACAUCCUUUCUCAAAGGAAGAGUGGGAAUUUGUCCUUGAGAGAUCGAGUGGUGAGGCUUUUCUUUAAAGUCCAGAAAGAAACUACCACUAAUCGACUUGUGGUGAAGACCCUAUGGCUUCUUGUGGAUGAUCGAGAAUGGGGGAAUAUAGCGUUGAAGAAGAUCAUCGAUGCGCAGAAUGAUCUUGGGAGUCACGAAUUCAUAAGAGCGGUCUCUCAGAAGGAUAAUCUCAACAGAAUUAUUAAGGCUUUUAAGCAUACCAACAGAUACGACGAAUUAUUAGAACUUGUCGAAAAGAUAGUGGAGAUAGAGCUACCGGAAAGACCGGAUUCUCUGGUUGUGGAAGCACUAGCCCAAUCGGAAACCGUGAUAGAUUCACUCUAUCGCAACUUGGUGUCUGAUCGGUACGAUAGGAAGCCCAUUUUGAACUUUCUGUAUAUGCUAUGCGAAAAUAACAGACCCCUCAGCAGCCUAUUAGUUGAACUUAAGGGGAAGCUCACAGAUUUAGGAAACGCACUGAGAUCUUCCCAUAGAAAUAUUGAUAAUGUCGAACUUCUCGAUGAUAUUCUUCAUAUAAUAAGAUCCGAGACAUUACUCAUCCUGGAAAACUUCGAGUUCGACGUCGUUGCAUGUCUUUGUAAGCAUCUCGAUAGAAAGGAUUUGCUCUCAUUGGUUCAGGCUUAUCCCAAAUACAAGCGUGUGAUCAAUGGCGUCCUAUUUUCCCGAAUUCGUCUUUCGUUAUCAGAGAAAGAUGACUCGCUCGAUUACUGCUCCAAAUAUUUUGAUACAUCUUCAAUCUAUCAUCCUUAUAGAGAAUCAGUUGUCAGUAACGGGAGAAGUUUCUUACUUCUUGCUUACUCUCUACUGAAUAACCCUGAGUUGGGUGGACUGGUCAAGAGGAUUCAAAUCGAUCCAGCUUUCCUGUCUCGCCGUGAUGUUUGGAGCGCCAAAUUGGCCCUGUUCAUUAGCGACGAGGAGGUAAACUACAUUUUGUCAACGAUGGGAUUUGACUGCCGCAGGCUCUCUGUCCUUGAUGGAGUGAUAUUAAUGUCCGCUAAGUUGACCGGGUUAAAAGUUCUGACUGCAUCUGAGAUGGAUUGGGGACACAUCGUACAGAUCCUUCCUAACUUUGACCAAUUGGAGGAACUUUCACUCAAAGUUCGCACUAAAGAUGAUACUGGGAUCACCAUUGGAAAUACUUCUCUCAAGAAACUAACUAAACUUAAGGUCUGCUAUGAAGCAUACUCUGAAAAUCAGCUCAGAUCUCUUAGUCAAGAACUUGAGAAACAAGAAGUUUUACAACAGCUAGACACUUUUGAACUCUGUUUAUCGGGCACCAAUUUUGAUAGGAAAGCACCAAUCUCGUGGCUUUCAUUUUUUGAUUGUUUGCCUGACAACAUGGUGUUCAAGAAUUUGAAAUCUUUUAAACUCAAGAACUGUCAAUUUGAUGAAAGGCAGGUCGAGAUCAUUGAUCUGUUAAAGAAAUUGAUACCAUGGAGAAACCUUGAAACUCUUUACUUGCAGGUGCAUGAAUAUUCUCACAAAUAUAACAGACAUAUCUCGGAUGAUGGCCAUACAGUAUUGGAUCUUUUGACUCCGCAGUUCUACAAGCUUAGCUCUUUAACUGUCAAAGAAACAAAAAACUGCUGCUUCUGUCAAUAUAACAGUCUAGUCAGAAUGCUGGAAGCUUUUAGACGGCUCCAGUUUUUAUCAAUCUCUGGUGAUCUCAAAAACAGAAGGAAUUAUUUGGGUAUGUUAAAGGUUAUUGCUGAUUAUAAGGGCUUAAAGAAGAUUUGUCUUUUUGAUAGGUUUGUUAGCUCGAAAUUGGAGAACAAUCUUCAGAAUUGGUUUGUUUUCCAGAAUCUCUGCAAGUUCAACACUUUUAGGAACUACCGGGUGGAGCAUGUAAUUCAGGACACCCAGGGAGAAUGCUUUGAUUGCUACUUGUCUUUGAGCUUCUCUGAGUUUAACGAAUCGCAAGCAAGUCUCCUUCUUCUUUUCUGGAAAACAUUCAUGGUUGACUUCAAGUUGGACACACUUUUCAAGCGUUCGACGACACCAUUACAAUUAAAGCUAUUUGGAUACAAUUUUAAAGUGAUUCCGAGGAAAAAGCUUGUUACGCUUUACAUCAGCAAUCGUGCGACAUAUAAGCCUUUGAUGUACUACUAA